Musa acuminata AAA Group (dessert banana) is the source of this 1895-nucleotide messenger RNA. Its product is annotated as large ribosomal subunit protein bL19cy-like. The coding region runs from base 1151 to 1792 and encodes 213 amino acids. The record is from RefSeq and is a predicted model, not a curated record. Gene Ontology annotation, biological process: translation. Gene Ontology annotation, cellular component: ribosome. NCBI's taxonomy places the organism in Eukaryota, Viridiplantae, Streptophyta, Magnoliopsida, Zingiberales, Musaceae. Gene Ontology annotation, molecular function: structural constituent of ribosome. The transcript has 6 exons.
UUUGUUUGUGCUAUUAUUGCACGUCGAAAGGCUUACGGCCUCUUUGAUGCAGAACGCGACGCCUCCAUCACCGGUGAGACCAUGCAUGGCCUACGGAUGACUUGGGCGCUUAGGUUGACGGUAACUCGCCAGCCGACGGCCGGUUGGUUGCAGGAGGGUUGGUGGCGAGUCGCCGACGGACUUCACGUGCCGCCAUGUGACUACGGCUGGCGGCCCCAUCUCGCGUGGCAAACGGUCACCUCCGAGCCACGAGCGUUUCGACCUGAGAAUCACCGUCCAGUGAACGAAAGCGGGCUACCAACCAGCUCGGGAACGGAGAGAUGCUGCUCAACGCUGACGACGCUCGGAUCGAGAAACGCUGAUCAACAUCCGGUUGCGAGGGCCCGACCUAUCUCGACAUCUAACUCAGCCGGCAGAAGGCUCUCGAUAUCGACCCAUGAAUCGAGCCGUGCUGACUCACCAGCCACGACACAUUUAUUUACCAACACCACUCGAAACGGUUACUCUAACUUAGUCGGAUGAUAAGUCUAUUAUAAUUUUAUAUUAAUGUAAAAAAUAUCAUUUACUAUCGAGUUUUGAUUGGUGUAAAAUAUUCUAAUUCGAUCGUAUCUCUUUGCUGGCUCUAAAUUUAUAGACGAUGAAUUAAGUUUAUUACGCUGAAUUUUGUUGAUUAGAAGGGUUUGGUGGCCGAGCAAUCGACCCUCGAUAAGAAGAGAAGUGCGGUCUGGUCUCCAUUCACGAGCCCGAGUGGAACGCAGGAAUGGGAUCCGCUGGUGCGGAGGCUAAACCCUACCUCCCAAUUCCCGACCCGAGAAACGAGGGGUGCGUCCCGCGCGACUUCCUCCGCCUCCAGCUUACUAACACUGAGUGACGCUCCAUCCGCCGAUCUCGUUCCCUUCGCCGUUUCCUUUCUGUUACCGUCUCCGGCGAAGAAGAGAAGAUGUUGGUGGGUGACGUUUCGAGGCGAUGGGUCGCUUCCGUGGUGCGAUCCGCUGGCGCUUGUCGCUGCGCUUCCGCCUCCCCUGCUUCGCAACUCUUUGCCCUCUAUUCUCAGGAAAAUAUGCUGCACACUCACAGGGAGUUGAUAAGAUCUCACAAUUGGACAUUAAAGCCUCAGAUCACAUGAAAUAUACCUUUAUUAAGGUCCUUGAUGACCAUGGGCCAGCAGGAGUUGUCUUCUGGACAGGAGGGUUCUGUUGCCUCCCAUGAAACAAGCCAGCCUCAACGCAUCAAAUUUAAAAGGCUUGACAAAACUGCAAAGCAUAUUAUGAAUAUUUUAGAUAACGAAGCAGUGGACAAAGUGCAAACUGAGAGAGAAAUUCCUGACAUAAGACCUGGGUAUAUCGUCGAGCUGAAAGAGGUGCCUGAGAACAAGCGUCGAACAUCCAUCAUAAAAGGCAUCAUCAUAGCAAGGCGGAAUGCAGGUCUGAAUACCACAUUUAGAUUGCGUAGAUUGGUAGCUGGCGUUGGGGUUGAAUCCGUCUUCCCUUUAUACUCUCCGAACAUCAAGGAGAUGAAAGUCGUAGACAAGAAGAAAGUGAGGAGGGCAAAGCUUUAUUACCUCAGGGACAGGAUGAAUCCACUCAAUCUUUUCACCAGUUUGUUGUUAUUCUACAACUUCAUAGUCCUCAUGUUAUCGAUUUUAUCAAGUUUCAAAUUUGGUAUUUGGCAUCUGAAGAGAUGUGGGUUUACUAUUGUUCGUUUUAAUCUCCAGUUUGAGUUUUUACAUGAACAUCUGAUCAUAAACCAUUCUACAAUUUCAUUAACAGUGUUGUUCAUGGUCCUCCUGUAGAUAUGUUUACACAGGCUGACAGCGAGUGCGCAGUGGAUCAACGUUAUGCUAUUCAUAUCUACUCUUCUGCCGUCGAACAAAAAACUUCACAUUAUUAGAUGAG